AUGCCUUCUCUUAGCGUGCUGAAUCACCGCGGCUCUGAAGGCCCCGCCAAGACCUACCCUCAGCGGACCUUCCCCGCGCACGUCCCCAUCAACGCUGCGUUCCCGCUGUUCUACAGGCGCUUCCCCGUGUCCUCGUUCUUCCUCCUGCCGAACCAAGCCCCGUCAUGGUCCGCACACGUAGAAGGCACCUUCCAGCCCCCGGCGGACCCCCUCGACCUGUACACCCCGCGCUUCGUGAAGGGCGUCGGGCGGACGAAGAUGGGGCUCUGUCCGGUUUGCUGCGAGGAGGGGGAGAAGAGGUGGUUCUUUAUGAAGACGAGCAUAUCACCCACCACCACCCGCCCGUUCUCCCCGCCCGUCGCGUUCCGCACGCGCGCGCGCGAGGGCGCGGCGCCCAAGGAGCGGACGCGGGUCGUCGAGGGGAGGUGCCACAAGUGCAGGCGGUGGGUCGCGCUGGAGGGGGUGAAGGAUGUGGUUUUGAAGGUUAAGGAGAUUUACUGGUGGAAGCAUGCGGCGGCGUGUCAUCGCGGAUCGGGCAUCGAGGGUGAAGGAGGGUGGUUCGUCGAGGAUGACACUUGGAGGGCUGUUGAUCAGGCCGAGGGUGUUUGA
This is a messenger RNA of Gloeophyllum trabeum ATCC 11539, 609 nucleotides long. RefSeq lists its product as uncharacterized. The record is from RefSeq and is a predicted model, not a curated record. The coding region runs from base 1 to 609 and encodes 202 amino acids. The transcript has 5 exons. NCBI's taxonomy places the organism in Eukaryota, Fungi, Basidiomycota, Agaricomycetes, Gloeophyllales, Gloeophyllaceae.